CACUGGCUCCUCCCCCUCCCAGCCUCCCUUAUGAACUGUACACAAGCCGCUGUCACUGAGCUUGACUCACACCAGGCAAGAGAAAUCUUUCCACUUAAUGCCCGGGCAGCCGCACUUUCUUUUUUCUUUGUGUAUGUUUUACUAUAGCAGUCCUCACUAAAUACCAGAGCGAUUGGAUUUCAUCAGCAAAAGGACACCACCACCACCACCACGCCCCCCAAAAAACAGUGCUAAAAACUUAAAUCUGUUAGAAAAAGUUACUUUUUAAGUUUUUAUAUGAAAGGAGAAAGUUUUCGUGUCGUUUGAAAGGAAAUGAGAAUCAUCUUGAUUUUAGCCAAAUAGAUUGGCCUCUUGCUGUGCAUGAGAAGUCAUAUUGGUUAAAAAAAAAAAUUUUUUUUCAGGAAUCAUAACCAUGAGAAAUUAGGUAUUUUAUGAGUAAAGUCAGUGUUUUCCAUGCAAGUCAGGACCAGAGUGUACUUACCUGGUUCUUUCUGGCUGCCUUUUGGGUGACUGAUCAAGGGAAUAAAAUGCCUUAGUGGCUUUCCAGUCACCACUAGACUGAAUACCAUGUCUGCCACCUCAGAGAAAGACAACAGCCACCUGUUCACCUGUUUGAGCAUGUGUCAGCCAGGAAGCUGCAGGAAGCUGCAGGAAGACCAGCAACAGCCAGAAAAAUCUGUGAUUGCUCAACCAAUAUUUGUUUUUGAAAAGGGAGAACCAACGUUUAAGAGACCCGCAGAAGACACCGUGCGUGAAAUGACAGAACGUGAAUGCAAUGGUUUCUCAAGAAAGCGUGUAAGGUCUUCAUCUUUUACUUUGAAUACUGCAGAUUCUCAAUCCCAAGAAGUGUCAACCUUGUCUCAGAAGCGCCUGAGGUCUUCAUCCUUCACUGACCUCCCAACCUUCCCUCCGACUGGGCCAGUGAGAAAAAACAAUGUCUUCAUGACAUCAACUCUUGUACAAAGGAAUGUUGGUAUUAGGAGUGGAGAACAAGGUCCCGUGAAACAUUCUGAACCCGUUCUAAGGCCCGCUAUUCUACAGCCACCUCAAGCUCAAAGCUGUGAGAAAAUAAAACAAACAUUAUUGUAUAAUGUGUCAGAAUCUUGUGAAACUAAAGGAAAAACAAAACAAAACACAAAGAACUCUGAGGGGAAUUCCAAUUUAUUAAGUGAAAAUUUACCAAAUGCCAGAAUUUCAGUCCAGUUGUCUACUGGCCAGCAUUUUUUAGGGACAACCUCAAUAAGAUGUCAACUGAAUGAAGAUAAAUCUUCUUUUAAGAGAUGCAGUUCUGACUUCGUUUUUGGAGAAAAUAUGGUAGAAAGGGUUUUGGGGACUCAAAAACUCACCCAGCCUCAACUUGAAAGUGAUUCAGAUAACAAGGGAAAAACAUUCAAAUCCAUUCUGAAAUUUCCUGUCAACUCCCCCAAUUCAAGAACAGAUUCUAUGAAAAAUGCAUCCCUAAUUGAGUCCGCUGCUGUUUUCUCUUCCCAACUAUCACAAAAAUACUUACUGGAGAAAGUUAAUGUUAUAACGGGAGAGGAAGCAGAACAUAAUGUGUUAAAGAUCAACUGCAAGAUUUUUAUAUUCAACAAAACAACACAAUCAUGGACAGAAAGGGGCAGAGGAACUCUGAGACUGAAUGACACAGCAAGCAGUGAUUGCGGAACAUUUCAGUCAAGACUGAUUAUGCGUAAUCAAGGUAGUCUACGGCUGAUCCUCAAUAGCAAACUCUGGGCUCAAAUGAAGAUUCAAAGAGCAAACCACAGAAAUUUGCAAAUAACAGCUACGGAUUUAGAAGACUAUAAGAUCAAAGUAUUUUUAAUUCAAGCCAGUGCCAAAGACACAGGAUGUCUAUACGCAGCAAUCCAUCAUCGCCUGGUUGCCCUUCGAAGCUUUCAUAAGCACAAGGAUGUCAGUCAAGCUGAGAGCCUGCCAGAAACAGCUCUCCAACAGUUCAACUGCGAGAGCUGUGAUGAGGAAGAGGAGGAUUUCAUUCAAGUCACUGAAAAAGAAUCAGAUCCUUCUAGGUGGACCCACAGACAGUCAGUUGCCUGUUCAUGAGCACUACCUACUAUAAACAUGACAACAUCUGCAUAAAGAUUGGUUAAUCUACGGAAAUGCCAACCCAUGCUAACUAACUGAGAAGAUCCUAUUCAUUCCUUGGAGAGUUUUUAGAGUAAAACUGAAGGAAUAUAAUUUGUUGCAAUAAAAAUUUUCCUCUGAUGUGCUACAUCUUGAUUAUGGUGAAAAAAAUUACAGAAUUUAAGAAAUAGGCCUUAGAGGUUCAAAAUGCAUCGUUUUCCUGAAAACACAAACACCUUAGGCUAGGAUUUGAUAACUAAUUUGGACUUCAUUACAUUGAUGGAUGUAAUACUUAAUAUUAGAAAUUUUGGAUUUGAUAAAUAUCUAGAUAAAAUUAUUUCCAGUCAUACAUUGGUCAAAACUAGUAAUUUAGUUAAUAUUAAGAAAUUUGUUUAUACUUUAAUCGCAUGAUUUCAUUAAAACAUGUUCAUUGUCUGAGAAAUUUAUAUAUAUUCAUUUAGCUUUUUGAUUUCCAAGUACUAUAACAUGUACUUACAUAUUCAACUGUGAAUGCCUUUACAAAAGUAUCUGUUCUUGGGCUGUAUCCAUUGCAUUGUUGGCUAAUGCAUAAUUGUUGAAUAAUAAACAAAAUAUGACAUUA
Perognathus longimembris pacificus (Pacific pocket mouse) is the source of this 2683-nucleotide messenger RNA. It is a transcript of the gene Ranbp3l, whose product is annotated as RAN binding protein 3 like. Lineage: Eukaryota; Metazoa; Chordata; Mammalia; Rodentia; Heteromyidae. Gene Ontology annotation, cellular component: cytoplasm; nuclear pore. The transcript is spliced from 15 exons. The record is from RefSeq and is a predicted model, not a curated record. Gene Ontology annotation, biological process: protein export from nucleus. Gene Ontology annotation, molecular function: GTPase activator activity. Bases 568 to 2061 code for a protein of 497 amino acids.